GCAUCCACUGUAUUCCAAAACGCCGGGCUUGUCGAAUACCAUCCCGGAAACGUACCAUCCUCUAUACCCGUCCCAAACCGUCCCGAAAAUCAAUUCCCAAAGGACCAACAAGAAUGACUACCCACCACCCCCGCACCCUGCCCGUGAUCCUCAUCACCGGCACCCCCGGUACCGGCAAAACCCUCCACUCCCAGCUCGUCGUCAACGAACUGACAGAAGACGGUACGCCGAUGAAGCACUUGAACAUCGGCGAUAUCGUCAAGGAGCACGGGUUCCAUGAGGGGUGGGAUGAAGAGUGGAAUUGCUGGGUGGUGGAUGAAGAGAGGUUGUUGGAUUGGAUGGAGGAGGUUAUUAACCCGAGAGAUGGGCCUGCGCAGACUGGUUUCGUCAUUGACCACCACGACCCGUCUCUGUUCCCUGAAAGAUGGGUGGACUUGGCCGUCGUCCUCACAUGCGACAAUUCCAUUCUGCAUGACCGACUGACUUCAAGAAACUACCCCGAGAAGAAGGUUACCGAAAACGUCACUGCCGAAAUCAUGAUGACCUGCAUCAACGAGACGCGCGAGUCUUAUGCUGAAGAGAUUGUCGUCGAGCUGAAAAGCGAGGGCCAGUCGGAUGGGGAGGUGGAUGAGAAUGUGGGGAGGAUAGCGCAGUGGGCUGUGAACUGGAAGGACCAGCAGGAAUAGGUGCUUUUGCGGUUUGAGAAGGACAGGAAUAGAGACUUUCACGGUGUUGGAAGGCUUGUAAUUUAGACGUUUGCGCUUUUACGAUUCAGUACAAGAGCAAGCGGGAAAGGUUGGAUUAUGUAUCAUUAUUAUGUGCA
This is a messenger RNA of Cryptococcus amylolentus CBS 6039, 823 nucleotides long. RefSeq lists its product as hypothetical. The transcript is spliced from 3 exons. Gene Ontology annotation, molecular function: AMP kinase activity; ATP binding; ATP hydrolysis activity. The record is from RefSeq and is a predicted model, not a curated record. Bases 114 to 686 code for a protein of 190 amino acids. Lineage: Eukaryota; Fungi; Basidiomycota; Tremellomycetes; Tremellales; Cryptococcaceae. Gene Ontology annotation, cellular component: cytoplasm; nucleus.